Sorghum bicolor (sorghum) is the source of this 1905-nucleotide messenger RNA. Its product is annotated as alliin lyase-like. The transcript has 5 exons. Gene Ontology annotation, molecular function: transaminase activity; carbon-sulfur lyase activity. Lineage: Eukaryota; Viridiplantae; Streptophyta; Magnoliopsida; Poales; Poaceae. The coding region runs from base 48 to 1520 and encodes 490 amino acids. The record is from RefSeq and is a predicted model, not a curated record. Gene Ontology annotation, biological process: amino acid metabolic process.
AUGUACUACCCUUGGUUUUGAGAAACCAGAGCAGAGACACUUCAAUAAUGGAGCUGGCAGGUGCACGGCCGCAUGCAACACGAGGCCCUGCCGGCGGCCUCGCGAUCGGCCUCCUCUACUCAUCGCUGCUCCUCAACGCCAUCUUCCUCGCGCACCACUUCUUGCUCUCGCCGUCCCGGCCGCUGCUCCGUGACGACGACGGCGGUGGCAGCAGCUGCGGGCUCACCUGGUCUCUGCAGGCGGCCAGGGAGGCCGAGGCGGUGGCCGCCGUGGAGUGCUCGGGCCACGGGCAGGUGUUCCUCGAUGGCGUCGCCGGCGAGGACGGGAGGCCCGGGUGCGAGUGCAACAGCUGCUUCGCGGGGCCGGACUGCUCCCUUCGCACGCCCAACUGCACCGCCGACGCCGACAGCGGGAACCCGUUGUUCUUGGAGCCGUACUGGCGGCGUCACGCGGCGGCCAGCGCCGUGGUGUUCUCCGGGUGGCACCGCAUGAGCUACACCACCACCGGCCGCUUCCAGUCCGUGGAGCUGGAGCGCCAGAUCCGGCGCCUGCACAGGGCCGUAGGCAACGCCGUCGCAGACGACAAGCACCUGGUCUUCGCCAGCGGCUCCCUGCAGCUCAUCAACGCGCUGGUGCACGCGCUGUCCCCGGACGCCACGGCCGCCUCGCCGCCGUCCAGAGUGGUCGCGGCCGCGCCGUAUUACCCGUCGUACAGAUCGCAAACCUCCAUGUUCGACGGCCGCGAGUACAGGUGGGCCGGAACCACGGCCUUGUGGACCAACGCGUCACGGACCAACUCCACCGACGGCUUCAUCGAGUUCGUCACGUCGCCAAACAACCCGGACGCCAUGCUCCGCAAGCCCGUCCUCUGCAGCUCGGCGGCGGCCAUCGUCGACCACGCCUACUACUGGCCGCACUUCACCCACAUCCCUGCGGCCGCCGACGAGGACAUCAUGAUGUUCACCAUCUCCAAGCCUUCCGGCCAUGCUGGCAGCAGAUUCGGAUGGGCGCUGAUCAGGGAUGACAAGGUGGCCGAGCGGGCGUUAGACUACCUGUCGAACAGCAACAUGGGUGCGUCCCGGGACACCCAGCUGCGGAUGCUGGGGAUCGUCAGGUUCAUGCUGGCCAACCUGCACGGCGAGGACGACAUCUUCGGCUUCGGGCACGGCGUGAUGCGCAGCAGGUGGCUCAGGCUGAGCGCCGUCGUGUCGCGGUCCCGCCGCAUCUCGCUGCAGAAGAUCAUGCCCGAGUACUGCACCUACUUCAACAGGGUCAGACAGCCAUCCCCAGCCUACGCGUGGGUGAAGUGCGAGAGGGAGGAAGACGGAGACUGCUACGAGGCGCUGCUGAAGGCGAAUAUCAUCUCGCGCACCGGCGUCCAAUAUGAGGCGAGCAGCAGGUACACGAGGAUCAGCCUCCUCAAGUCGGACGACGACUUCGACGUGCUCAUGGAGAGGCUUCAAGAACUUGUCGAUGCCGAGAAGCACGACGACGCUUCCAACGGUUCCAGCUCAAUGUGAUCACGGUAAUUAAUCCAUGGAAGCUUAAUAAUGGGUCCGCCGAUGCGGAAAGUACCAAAUCUAAACUCUGGGGUUCGAUCGAGCCCAUUGUUUCUCGUGAUAAGCUAGCUGGUGUGUGUAUAUAGCAGCUAUGAGGACAAGUUUGUGAAGCGGCGUGGUAAGAUACAGUUAAUGCACUGCCAAAAUGCGAAUGAUCAGCUAGGCGCUGAUUGUUCUACAAAUGUACUGGAACAGUCAACUAGAAGUUGACUGUGUUCCCAUAGUAAUUAACUACCUAUAUUGGGAUUGGCGCAAAUUGUGCGGUCAGUAUAUUCGUUCGAUUUAUACAACUUCGUAUUUCCAUCCUUCUUGUCUGUAAUAAUAUGAAUCAUAUGUUGUACUCUGA